UAUUUUGAAACGUUUAUUGUAGUUCUUUUCGGAAGUUCCUUAUGUUAUGGUGACUAUGGUAUUCCUGUGGCAGUUUCUUUUGGGUUCCCUGUGUUUACUUUAGUACCUUSGCUGUCUGCUCCACUCAUUCCUGAUCGCUUUCAAUUUCUCUCCUAUCGCUAAUAUGGCGCUCUUCAAUUUGACAAAUYUAGCUCUAACUCUGUUUGCUUUAUACAUAAUGAACUCUAUCUAUAUAUUAUAUCAUUUCUUUCACAUUCCCGACUGCACUGGAGGACCGACGAAAUGUUUGUCCCCGCACCCGACCAUUGAUGGUCUACUAGAGGUAUCUCUUUAUGCCUCUACUAAAAAAGGAGCCAAAAAUAGCAAUGAUAUGGACCUAAUGUGGAAAAGUGAUAAUUUUAGCAUUAGAGAACCUUUCUCCAAGUUAGUAAAUGUUACUUUACCCAGGAAGACCAGAAACAAUGGCUCUUUAUUUGUUCACGUGUUUGUGUAUCCAAGAGGAAUGACACCAUAUGACAGUUUUUUUACUUCUUAUGAUGUAAUUGAACAAACCCAAUACGCUUUGCCGAGAGAUGAUACUCUUCAUUUGCUUUCUUCUAAUAGUGAGAAAAAGGUAUCAGCUCGUAAUGGAAAACCUAUAGCACACUGGAGGCCCAAGUUUUCCUUUUAUGUAUUGAGUGAGAAAGUUGUAUUUGAACGUUAUGCAAUACCAGGAGAGAUCUACCAAUUUAUAAGAGUUACACCAAAUGAGGAAUACAAUCCAGUUGUGUACAUUGACAGAUUGCAAGUAAAAUAUCGGCACAUUCAGCCUAUAAACAAGACUACCAAAGAGAUACCAUUGACAGUAGAAUACUCACCAAUAUCCCUUGGCAAAUUACGAAUCUGGACAUCUGUACAGCAGUCUUUAGCUACAAUGCAAGUGUUAGGCUUCUCUGAUAAAGAUGUAGAUGACAUCAGAGGCCUGUUCACAGAAAUCAAUAUGUACCUUCUUGGACUAACAUUUGCUAUUUCUAUAUUUCAUUUGUUGUUUGAUUUUCUUGCCUUUAAAAAUGAUAUAAAUUUCUGGAGGAAAACAAAUUCUAUGGUUGGUUUGUCAUCAAGAACAGUUGCAUGGCGUUGUGCAAGCAGUGCAAUCAUUUUUCUUUACUUGGUUGAUGAAAAAGCCAGUUUACUGGUAACAAUACCUUCAGGAAUUGGAACUUUAAUUGAGGCAUGGAAACUUUCCAAGGCUGUUAAACUGACCAUCAAAUUUGAAAGUGGCUAUAARCCUUUAAUACAGUUUGGUGAAAGAUCUUCACAAGAAAAAGAAACAGAUUCAUUUGACGAUGAGGCACUUUACUAUUUGAAGUAUUUGAUAUAUCCACUAGUGUUGGCAAGUGCUGURUACUCACUCAUUUACCAGCCUCAAAAAAGUUGGUAUUCAUGGUUCAUUAAAAGCCUGGUAAAUGGUAUUUAUGUGGUGGGAUUCUUGUUUAUGUUGCCUCAGCUGUUUGUUAACUAUCGACUGAAAUCAGUUGCUCAUCUUCCCUGGAAAGCACUCAUGUAUAAGGCAUUUAAUACUUUCAUUGACGAUGUAUUUGCCUUCAUUAUCACCAUGCCAACCAGUCAUCGCUUAGCAUGUUUUCGUGAUGAUGUUGUAUUUGUUAUUUAUAUUUAUCAGAGAUGGCUAUAUCCUGUUGAUAAGACAAGAGUUAAUGAGUAUGGGAUAUCAUAUGAAGAUGAUGAGAAACAGAAAAAAGAAUAAGAAUGCAAUAAAAACAGCAGCUACUAUGCAUUAUUUAUUGCCCAAGUUGUUGCUACAAUUUUUUAUCCAGAUGAAAUAAAGUCACAUUAAUUACCAUCUUGA
Messenger RNA from Exaiptasia diaphana, 1846 nucleotides. Its product is annotated as cleft lip and palate transmembrane protein 1-like protein. The record is from RefSeq and is a predicted model, not a curated record. The transcript is spliced from 17 exons. Gene Ontology annotation, cellular component: endomembrane system; membrane. Lineage: Eukaryota; Metazoa; Cnidaria; Anthozoa; Actiniaria; Aiptasiidae. The coding region runs from base 164 to 1744 and encodes 526 amino acids.